AUCAUUCACAGAGACCUCAAACCCGAAAAUAUAUUAAUUGCUGAAAUUGUAAGGAACGGUAGAUUUGUUAAGUUAUGCGACUUUGGUUUGGCUACAGUUUACGACAAACGCGUUCACUACAGGACUACACAAAAACAUACGGCACAUGUGGGAGACUUGAAAUAUAUGGCACCAGAAGUAUUACAGGCAAAGGAGUACAGCAUUAAAGGAGAUGUUUAUAGUUUGGCACUAAUUGGGUCUGAAUUAUUUGGCGUCAAUUUAAAUAAGAAAAAUUUAUAUGAUUGGGACAUCGAGGGACAAUACAAAUUGAACGAUUUAAAUGAAUACGAAAUAUCUAAUGCAACAAAAGAGUCAAAUAAUUUAUUGAGAGUUCAAUCGGAACAUGUUGUCCAGUAUUACAGCUCAUGGCGUGAAGGGAACUGUAUUUACAUUCAAAUGGAGUUAUGUUUACAAAGUCUUCGCAAUAUUAUUGAAAUCAAACCACAAGUAUUUGGUCGACAAUUAGGACAUCCCAUGGAUUGCGUCGAGUAUUUCAUUUCGUGUGAAAUAUUCCGUCAGAUCUUAGAAAGUGUUCAGUAUUUGCAUGAAUUGAAUCCACAGAUCAUUCACAGAGACCUCAAACCCCAAAAUAUUUUGAUUACAAGUUCUGUAAGGAACGGGAGAUUUAUAAAAUUGUGUGACUUUGGUUUGGCUACAGUUCACGACAAACGCAUUCACAACAGGACUACACAAAAACAUACGAAAGAGGUCGGGGAUGUCCACUAUAUGGCACCGGAGGUAAUACAUGGACGCAAAUAUGACCACAAGUCAGAUAUUUAUAGUCUGUCCCUAAUUGGUGGUGAACUAUUUGACGUGGAUAUUUCAUUGAUAGAAACCGACAAGUAA
Messenger RNA from Oppiella nova, 885 nucleotides. NCBI's taxonomy places the organism in Eukaryota, Metazoa, Arthropoda, Arachnida, Sarcoptiformes, Oppiidae. The record is from the annotation of a GenBank genome assembly.